UUAUGAUUGUCUCUACCAUUAUUUAUACCAGUAAAAUAAACUAAUUAAUUACUGUAAUUACAACUUAAUCUUGUAUGACCGAAAGAUAAAUCAAAAUGGCUAAAACAAAGAACAAAAAAGGCACUUCUUCGGAUCAAGUGCACAAAAAGAAAGAGGAGAAAAAGAUGAAUCCCUUCGAAGUCCAUGUGAAUAAGGAAAAGUUCAAAGUGCUGGGUAAGAAACAGAAAACUGACAUGGGCCUGCCGGGAAUUUCGAGGGCGAAGGCGAUCCAGAAACGCAAAUCUACGUUGCUACAAGAAUACAAGGUUCAAAAUAAAAGUAACAAGUUUCUCGACAAGAGAAUAGGCGAAAGAGGCAUGGACGAUGAUGAAAGGGCUACGGCUCGAUUUGCUACUUUAAAAAUGAAAUCCUACACAAAGAAGAGCAUAUUUAAUUUAGCCGAUGAUGAGGUUUUAACUCACAAAGGCCAGACUUUGAGUGAAAUUGAAAAGUUCGAUGAUCCGAAAUCCGACGAUGAGUUUGAUAUCGAUGAUAAAAACGGCAAUUUGGACACGAAUUUCGUCGAGGAGGCUCAUUUCGGUGGAGGGUUAUUAAAAAACACUGGCAAAGACGGCUCCAUGACCCACAAAGACCUGAUCAACCAACUCAUAAUAGAAUCCAAAAAACGUAAAGCGGAGAAACAGAAAACUAAAGAAGCUACUUUAGAACUCACUGAAAAACUGGACUCCGAGUGGAAAGAUCUCAUCCCUUUGGUCACUAAAUCUAACGCAAACCAACCGGAACCUGAAAAAAAACCCGAAGUGAACGACUACGACAAACUAAUGAGAGAACUCAAAUUCGAAAAAAGAGGCACGGUUUCUGACAGAUUAAAAACCGAAGAGGAACUAGCAAAGGAAGAAAAAGAAACGCUAGAAAAACUAGAAGAAGAAAGGCUGCAGAGAAUGAAUAAAGACGACAAAACUACAACCCAAAUAAAUCACAGAAGUGCCGAUGAUCUAGACGAUAAUUUUGUAUACAGCGACGACAAUGAUGAAGAUAAUAUGUUAAGUUACAACAACGAAGGAGAAUCUAAUUUAAAAAUCGAAGCACAAGUAAAUGGAAACACUCUUAAACCUUCAACCGAUGACUCGAUUAACGAGGAACAAGUGGCAGAAGAAGAACAAUCAGAGUCUGAAGAAGAAGAGUUGGAAACCGAUUCAGAAGAUAACCUUUCAGAUUUAAAAGAAUCUGAAGAAGAGAGUGACGAUGAGGAUGUCGUUGAAAAAACUGAGACUAAAUACGAUCAUAAAGAAGAAGUAGAAGAUGAGUCCAAAGAUUCGAGUGAGGCCACAGAAGUGAAAUUUGGAUCGAAACAGUCUAAAGAAGCCAUCAGAGAAGUCAAAGAUUUAAUCAAACAGUCCAGGGAAUUCAGAGAAAACGUUGAAACUAAAGAAGCUGAAACUAAAGAAGUUGAAAAUCCCGACAUACCUUUCACAUUUACAAUUCCAGAUAGUUACGAAAACCUCGUGAAAAUCCUCGAAGAACAUGAAAAUCACCAAAACAUCGUAAUAGAAAGGAUGAUUAAAUGCAACCAUCCGAGUUUAUCCGAGCAAAACAAAGGAAAACUAGGCCUCCUAUUCGCUUAUUUACUGCAAUAUUUAAACGAUCUCUUCUCGGAUUGCCCCGAAAAGGACGUAUUGAAAAAGCAUUUCGAAUUAUUCCAACAGCUCGCGCCGCACAUUUACGCAUUGGCUCAAAUCAACAGCGAAAACGCCCACAGCUCUACAUUAGAGGUUAUUAAAGAAAAAUUCGAAGAGUUCAGGAAGAAACCGAAGAAAUAUCCCGACUUGGAAAUUCUCGUUUUCCUCAAAUUAGUGAGCAUUUUGUUUCCCACUUCGGACUUUAGACACAAAAUCGUCACGCCUUGUUACGUCUUUAUGGAAAUUAUGCUCACAAAAUGCAGAGUAAGAAGUAGAAGAGACAUUUCUUAUGGGUUAUUUAUCGUUACAUUACUACUAGAGUAUUCACUUCUAUCGAAGAGGUACCUUCCAGCAGCUAUCAACUACCUCGCAGGAUUGUUACAUAUGAUGGUACCUAAAACAGGAGUGAAACUACUAAAAAUUCCACCGCCGUUCAAAUCUACUUCAUCUCUUCUCGUGUUGGUAGAGAAUUGCAGCCUGGAUGCAGCGGAUUCUUUGAAAUUAUCCUCGAUAGAUUUAGUAGAAGACGAAAUAACGCCUGAUUACCAAAUCAGAGCGUUACAUAACGUCGUAAAACUUUCCCAACAAUUUUGGGAAAACUUCAAAGAAAUGCCCAGCAAUGUGGAAGUGUUUGAGAAGAUCUCGAAUUACUUGGCACUUGUGCCUCUAGUAAACUACCCCAAAACUGUGCAAGAUGGCGUAAAUUGUUUCUUAGAUGAUUUGAAACGGUACAAAAACGGGAGGAAAUUGCAUUAUCUCGUUCUCGAUGCCUCGAGACCUAAGGCUUUAAGAUUGUACGAGCCUAAAGUGCAAGUUAUUUACGAUGUCAAGCAACAUAAAGUACAAUCUAGGGAGAAGGCUGAAAUAAGUAAAUUAAUGCAUAAAGUGAAGAAGGAGAGGAAGGGGGCACUCAGGGAAAUCAGAAAAGACAAUUCAUUUUUGAGCAGGAUUAAAAUUAAUCAACGACUUGAAAGUGAUAAAAUUAGAAUGGAGAAAACGAAGAGAAUCUAUUCGGAAGCGGCCAUUCAACAAAGUGAAUUUAAUAGUAUUAGCAGGAAGAAAAAGAAAAAACAAUGAUUGUUUGAUAAUUUCUGUUGUCUUAUUAAAAUCUGUUACAUUUUUU
This is a messenger RNA of Phyllotreta striolata, 2802 nucleotides long. NCBI's taxonomy places the organism in Eukaryota, Metazoa, Arthropoda, Insecta, Coleoptera, Chrysomelidae. The record is from the annotation of a GenBank genome assembly.